Messenger RNA from Cylindrotheca closterium, 699 nucleotides. The record is from the annotation of a GenBank genome assembly. Lineage: Eukaryota; Bacillariophyta; Bacillariophyceae; Bacillariales; Bacillariaceae.
AUGCCGCGAUUUGGUCAUCUUGAACAGGUCUUGAAUAUAUUCGGUUACUUAAAGAAGCACCACAAUGCUGAGUUGGUGUUUGACCCCAGUUAUCCUGAGAUUGACAAAGCUGCUUUUGCCAGAAAGGAUUGGUCAACGAGCGAGUUUGGUCACUUGAAAGGCAAAGAAGUGUUGCCCCCAAAAGCACCGAAGCCCAGAGGUCGCGGCUUUAUCACGCGAGCAAAAGUGGAUGCAGAUCAUGCACCCAAUAUUGUGACACGUCGAUUGAGGUCGGGAUUCUGUGUCUAUAUUAACUGCUGUGCGCCUGUCUAUUGGUUCUCUAAGAAACAAACCUCUGUUGAGACAAGUAGUUUCCGAAGUGAGUUCUGUGCAAUGAAGCUAUGUUGCGAAUAUCUAAGAGGCUUGAGAUACAAGUUGCGGAUGAUGGGUAUACCAGUUGAAGGUCCUGUUUUCAUCUAUGGAGACAACCAGUCAGCCUUGGCGAACACUACCAUUCCGGAAUCUCAAUUGAAGAAAAAGUCGCAAAGCAUCGCAUAUCACUUUAUCCGUGAGGGAGUUGCCAGAGAUGAGUGGAAAACUGCGUACGUUAACACUCAUGACAAUGAAUCUGAUCUGUUCACAAAGUUGCUGCCUUCUGGCCCGAAGCGGGAAGGCUUUGUACGCCGAUUCCUGCAUCAUAUCUUCAGAAGUAAAGGCUGA